AUGCUUAUUUCAACCAUCUUGACGAGCUUGGCCUCAAUGGCUAUGCUGACGAUGACAGCGGAUGCUGCUGAGGUCCGCAUGACGGGAUACAUUAUGGACAAUCAGUGCGUCAAUCUUUGCAAGGACAAAGCCCCCACUGAAGCGUGCACUCCUGAUCGGAUCAACGCUUUGUACACUCCUCAACUCCACAGCGGGUGGUGCUUGCUCUUGCCCGUUUGCGAAAACUCUGGGUACUCCUUGCUCAGCGAGUUCCCUACCGACGCAGAUGGUCGCCAUUCCAUUCUCUUGAAUCUCGCAGGAGAUGCUAGUCAGGCUGCUGUUGUGGACUUUAUUAAAGCCGGUACCAAGGGCCCCUUUCCUCGCGCCACCGUUGUCUAUGAAGAAGACGAUUCUGUGGUUGGAACUGUGGACUACAUCCAGCAAGACCACCUUCUCGUAUACAAUGCCACCAUUGAAGAUCCCUGGGACUACGAUCCAGACAUGGACAACACAACGGGACCCUACAGCGGAGCUCCCACCACUCAAGUCGUCUGCGAAGAUUCCGAUUCUCCAAGCGCCAAUGACAACAACAUGUGCUACCGCUCGGAUGUUGUCGUCACUGAGACCCAAAACAGCAUCUACAUUGAAUCCAACGGAUGUCCUGAUCACGACAACAUGGUUGGAAGCAACGGAACCGUCCCACAUUUCCAAGAAGAUCCAUCCGCUUUUGUCGACCUGGACGACUGUCCUCCGGAGGAAAGCGCAGCGUGCGGAGCUUGUGGUGCUUGUGGUGCGGGAUGUGGCGCCUGCGGUGCAUGUGGUGCCUGCGGAGCUGACCAUUGUGGAGCUUGCGGUGCAUGUGGAGCGAGUGGUGCCUGUGGUGCUUGCGGUGCCUGUGGGGCCGAUUCCUCCAAACCAAGCGCUGGUUCGUCUUCGUCAAGCCAUGGAUGGCCUUCCCGUGGAUAUGUGUCGAUUGAUUUGGGCCUUUACUUUGGAGGCGAAGGCGACGGCGACAACAGAAACCUUCAAUGUGGAGCUGGUUGUGAUGCUGGUUGCGGCGCUGGUUGCGGAGCUGGUUGCGGCGCUGGUUGCGGAGCUGGUUGCGGCGCUGGUUGCGGAGCUGGUUGCGGAGCUGGAUGCGGUGCUGGCUGCUAUGCCGGUUGUGGUGCUGGCUGUGGCGCUGGUUGUGGCGCUGGAUGUGGGGCUGGAUGUGGGGCUGGCUGCGGGGCUGGAUGUGGAGCUGGCUGUGGAGCGGGAUACCAUGGAUGCGAUCGCCCUAGCCACAGCAAUGUAGGCUGUGGGGCCGGGUGUGGAGCUGGAGGAUGCGGUGCAGGAUGCGGUGCAGGAUGCGGUGCAGGAUGCGGUGCAGGAUGCGGUGCAGGACACUGUGGAGCUGGAGGAUGCGCCGCAGGUGAUUGUGGAGCUGGAGGAUGCGGUGCAGGAUGCGGUGCAGGAUGCGGUGCAGGAUGCGGUGCUGGAUGCGGUGCUGGAUGCGGUGCUGGAUGCGGUGCUGGAUGCGGUGCUGGAUGCGGUGCUGGGUGUGCCGCAGGAUGCGGUGCAGGAUGCGGUGCUGGGUGUGCCGCAGGAUGCGCUGCAGGAUGUGGAGCUGGCGCACACGCUUCUGCGCCCGUUUCACUUACCUUUGCUGAACUCCCUGGGGUGACUAUUACCUACAUGCUUGGAGUUGACGCUGCCAGUGGCGAUGAAACCUUUUCAGCGGAAGUGAUUUAUGAAGGUGAAGGAUGGGUUGGAUUUGGAAUUAGUCCCAAUGGUGUAAUGGUUGGUUCCACUGCCAUCAUUGGACUCCCCGACGAACCUGUUGGCGCUGCAAACCCUGGCAAAUACAACUUGGGUGGCUACGCUGUUCCGCUAGUGACUUUGGCUAAUGAGCAGAAUCUGAUCAGCAAGAACAUUGAACAGAACGACACCCAUACAGUGCUUUCCUUCACAACUCCCUUGGAUGUCGGAGACGUGAGCAUCAAAAAGAAUGGUGAAAACAAGUUCCUCGUGGCUUAUGGCUUCACCAACUCUCUUGAUUAUCACAGCGGUCGCCACCCAUUUACCGUGAACAUGAAUAGUGCCGCCUCAAUGGCUGCCUGUGGGGCCGGAUGUGGUGCUUGUGGUGCAUCGGGUUGCGGGGCUUGUGGUGCUUGUGGUGCAUCGGGUUGCGGUUCUUGCGGAUCUGGAUGUGGAGCCUCUGGAUGUGGUGGAUGCGGUGGCUGUGGUGGCUGCGGUGGCUGUGGAAGCGGAUGUGGAUCCAGUCAAGGAAGUCACGAGACCACAAACGUUGGAACCUACGAUCCCUUGUUCCAACACUACACGAUGAUCAUUCCCAAGGAGCCAACACUCGGAGAUCCCAAACCCUUGGACGAUGACGUUGUAGGAAUUCUCUCGAACGGUGUUCUUUUGGACAGCCAUCGACAAACUUGGGCCUAUGACAUGUGCAACGGGCACUCUGACACGAAGCACCAAUACCACUACCACAUCCCCCCGAUUUGUUUCAUGGAAUCCCUGGGCGUAGCAUUUGCAGACUCGCAUGAGUGGUGGAUCAAUGACGAAGGAAACGCCACCCGCGACUAUGAAGAUAUGGCAGCGCAGUUUCCCGAAUCUGGCCCAGCCAGUCCUGUGAUUGGAUUUGCUCGCGAUGGGUUCCCCAUCUUUGGUCCCUACGAUGACAAUGGAAUGCUCCAACGUGGUGCCGCCUUUGCCGACACAGGUCUUGACGUUUGCAACGGCAAGACGGACAGCAAUGGCAACUAUGGAUACUACAUGACAGUGGACCCUCCAUUUGCACCCCCAUGCCUGCGAGGAGAGGUUGGAGUUUUCACCUACCACACCACCAACAAGAUGUGCCCCAAAGGAGGAAUCGAGAACUCUAUCCUGUUUGACAACGAGGCGGGAGUUGCUGUAGGCCGCGAUGGAGGAGAGCGAGCUCUCCGCGGAACGCUCCUCUAA
This is a messenger RNA of Seminavis robusta, 2934 nucleotides long. The record is from the annotation of a GenBank genome assembly. NCBI's taxonomy places the organism in Eukaryota, Bacillariophyta, Bacillariophyceae, Naviculales, Naviculaceae.